Messenger RNA from Macadamia integrifolia, 1533 nucleotides. RefSeq names its product protein WVD2-like 3. The coding region runs from base 148 to 1344 and encodes 398 amino acids. The record is from RefSeq and is a predicted model, not a curated record. Gene Ontology annotation, biological process: microtubule cytoskeleton organization. The transcript is spliced from 7 exons. Lineage: Eukaryota; Viridiplantae; Streptophyta; Magnoliopsida; Proteales; Proteaceae. Gene Ontology annotation, molecular function: microtubule binding.
GGACGCUUUAGUGGGGGGACAAGGGUCCGCAAGGAAAAGUGGUAGAACCAGGACGAAGGGAGAGAGCGGUGGAACUGGAAGCGUUGUUGAGGUCGUUUUAUUGUUCAAACAAAGCUUAGGGAUCUCAUCAGAUCGGUGAAGUACUUUAUGGGCAGAGAAAUUGCGGAUAUUUGUAUGGACAAAGAGUCAGAUCAUGUCGUAGUUUAUUCCAAUGGUGUUGGCCAUGAUUCAGGCAAUGACAUUGUUCAUCGGCAAAAUGGCCUUCCAGAACCAGAUGAUCACAUGAAGGGGAAUCCAAAGUCUCAAAUUCUAGAUGAGACUGCCGAAUUAAAGGAUUGUGAUGUCAAAGAAUGCACAAUGGAAAAUCCAAUUGAGAUAUCUGAGCUCCACCAUAAGGUUGAAAAUUGUCACAAGGGAGAGCAACCAAGAGAGGAAACAGAAAAAUCUGAAGGUCAGAAGCCAAGCAACCACAAAAAGUUAAGCCCUUCUGUGAAAUCUUCAUCAAGAUCUGAUGGCACUGGAAACAUGCGAUCAAACUGCACUGUUCCUCAACCAUUUGCACUGGCAACUGAGAAGCGUGCGUCUAGUGGAACUCGUCCUGUUGGGCCUGAAACUUCUGUUUCUGGUGGCAUAAACAGACCAUCCAAUACCAACAACUUCCAGGCCCCCAGCACAACAAAGAAGCCUCAGCCUAGAUUAUCCUUGGCAACUAGAAAGCCAUUGCAACCUGAUAAUAAGAAUCUUCCAGAUGAAGAAGAUGCCUGCUCUGUUGCUUCCUCGACUGCAGCAUCUGUUAAGACAGUAAGCUCCAGAGUAACUAUUCCAUCAGCUCCUGUGUUUAAAUGUUCUGAGCGUGCAGAGAAACGUAAGGAGUUUUACUCAAAGUUAGAGGAGAAGCAGCAAGCAUUGGAGGCAGAGAGGACCCAAUGUGAAGCUCGGACUAAGGAGGAACGAGAGGCAGCUAUAAAGCAGCUUAGAAAGAGCUUAGCGUUCAAAGCAAACCCAAUGCCAAGCUUUUACCACGAGGGUCCACCACCUAAGGUUGAACUCAAAAAGCUACCUACAACUCGUGCAAAAUCACCAAAGUUGGGGCGGAGAAAAAGCUGCAGUGAUACGGUUGAUUCAUCUCGGGGAGACAAUCAGAAAGGAGUCUCUGGUCGUUCAAGUCGUCUUAGUCUGGGUAUUUACAAAGAAGAUACUAAGUCUACUACUAACAAUAGCAGCCGAAACACAAACUCGUCUCCCAGAAUCAAAGAUGCCCCCAAACAGGUGAGAGAAAGCACAAAUUCUGCUGCCCCCAAGACAACUGAGCAGAGUAAUGUAGACAUCACAGUCCACUCAUGAGUCACUUGGUGAGUUUUUUCUAAUUUAACAGGGAAAGUUCCUUUCUUUUUUUUUUUGUAUGGGUUCCAAAAAGGGCACUGUCUUCUUGUUUGCAAGGACUGGUUGCAGUAUUUUCUGUGAUAUAUGAAGUGUAAAUUUUCUGUAAUUUAUAUUUACACAAUAUAUAUAAAGAGUUCCAGUUUUAUUACA